ACCUACACACACUCCAGCACUCGCCCGGUCCAUUUGUGCGCCAUUGUCGAGCCGUUGGGUGCGCCAUCUGACUGCCACUUCAGCCCACUCAACCAUGGUGGGCGUCGUCUUCAGCUUCAGUCUCCAUUCAAGCGCCCGACGCGCUCAUGAUCAGACAUGCAUUUCAGACACUGCAACAUCAUCCAUCGUGAUCGGACUUUUACCAGACAACUUCUCUUUUACACUGCAGAACAGUCUAGGUUUCGCUUAUGACCCUCUGGGCGUAAUGCUGCACCACACGAGGCAUCCCGAUUUCCGCCAUGUGACACUGGUAGUGACGUGCGCGACCGAUUCUGGGUAGCGUACAACACGGCUUGCCAACCGCGAGCAGGUAUACGCAUAGGGCUCAGGAAGAAGUUGCGUCGCUUCUCUUAACCAGCAGCCCUACAGCUAAGUCCAAUGUCUACGGUGACGCAACUUCUCUCCCCCAAUGAAGAGUUUACGCAAGAUGGGUGUUGAGUCGUGUACUGAUGUCUUUCAGCCUAAAUCAUACGAUUUCCCGCUUAAGAUGUACAAAAUGGCUCUGGGGAUGUCCUCUCAAGCCUUAGCUUCCGCCACACAAACUAGGGCCGUCGGAGAAUGCAGCAUUUUGCGGAUCCGGAUGACCCAGAGGCUUGUGAGAUCCGGGUGACCACGGCUCAACUGCUGUAGCUGAACCAAAUCGAAGCGAAUGGAACUUUGGC
Bipolaris maydis ATCC 48331 is the source of this 722-nucleotide messenger RNA. Lineage: Eukaryota; Fungi; Ascomycota; Dothideomycetes; Pleosporales; Pleosporaceae. The record is from RefSeq and is a predicted model, not a curated record.